GCACUUGAAUGUAUCACAAGGGAGGAGUUAGCAAAACAGUGAAGUUUAGCUUAGCAGGAAACACCGAGGCUACCGCAGCGGUGCGAAAAGAAAGAGCACCAAUCCCACUUUUACACUUUAACCGGGGUCAGUCGUGAUAUUUCCUUGACAAAUAAGCUGCCUUUGAAACCAAGAAUACAGGUUUACGUCCUGGUAACAUUUUCCACCACUUUAUAUGAGGAGGGAGCUCUUGGCGAACUAAAGCACCGGACACUGGCCGGGUGUGGACUCUUCUCCAGCGGCUGUGAACUGUGGACCUCUGCUGAGCGACGGCUCUUCUGAAUCAGCGAGCUUCAGUGGGCCCCCAGGCUCCAGGAUGAAGAGGUUCAGGAGACACGGCCAGGAGUCCCAGAGAGACCGGCUCAAACAGGAACUCUUCCAGUUUAACAAGACGGUGGAGCAUGGAUUCCCCCACCAGCCCAGCGCCCUGGGCUACAGUCCCUCCCUGCAGCUGCUGGCCAUCGGUACACGCUCCGGGGCCAUCAAACUGUAUGGAGCUCCAGGUGUAGAGUUCAUGGGUCUGCAUGAUGAGAACGCUGCUGUCACACAGGUGCACUUCCUGCCCCACCAGGUUGAACUGGUGACGCUGCUGGAUGACAACAGUCUGCACAUGUGGACGUUGAAAGCUCACACAGGACUCUCUGAACUCCUGGAGAUAGGACGCUUCACUCUCACUGGACCUCCUGGUGCCCCCCCCAGUGUGACCAGAGUGACGGCAGUGCUGGCUCACUCCUCUGGAGAGCUGCUGCUGCUGGGCACAGAGGGAGGACACGUGUUCAUAGUGGAGGUGCCUGGCUUCAGAGAGCUGGAGGAGAGGAACAUCAGUCUGGACCAGGUCGCCAGCAGUGUACCGGACGACUACAUCGGCCGCAGGAAUCUAGAACACGUAGAGGCCUUACAGGAGAACCCGGUCAACCCAAACCAGGUUGUUAUUGGCUACGGACGAGGUCUCAUGGUCAUCUGGGAUCUGGAGAAACAGAGUGCCGUCCAGCACAUCCCCGCAACACAGCAACUGGAGAGUGUGUGGUGGACAGAGGAUGGGGACUACCUUCUCAGUUCACACAGUGAUGGAAGUUACUGUCGGUGGAUGGUGAGUGGCGUGGACGUAAACGAGGAGGAGGAGAAGUCAGACAUUCCCUAUGGACACUUCCCAUGCAAGGCCAUUUCAAAAAUAAUUCAGUUACCUACAGAAGAAGGGCCUCCGUUCCUCCUCUUCAGCGGGGGUAUGCCCAGGGCCAGCUACGGGGACAGACACUGCAUCACAGUGAUCCACGGCAAAACACACGUGGCUCUGGACUUCACCUCCAGGAUCAUCGACUUCUUCGCCAUCAGAGACCGACCGCAGCACACAGGAGACCCCAGUGCGCUGGUGGUGCUGGUGGAGGAGGAGCUGGUAGUGAUCGACCUACUGACAGAGGGCUGGCCGGUCAUCCAGACCCCGUACCUGGUGCCCCUCCACAGCUCAGCCAUCACCUGCUCCCACCACGUCUCCGCCAUCCCCCUCAAACUGUGGGAGAGGGUCCUCGCUGCGGGAGACCUGCAGAGCACACACUACUCUAAAAAGCCGUGGCCAAUCACAGGAGGCCAGAAUCUGGCCCCCGACCCCCCACAGAGAGACCUGCUGCUCACAGGGCACGAGGAUGGGACGGUGCGUUUCUGGGAUGCAUCAGGUGUCUGUCUGUACCCCAUGUAUAAGUUAAGCACCGCCGGAGUGUUCCACACAGACGCUGACCCCAAUGACAACAUGAACCAGGGCAGUGAGGGAGAGUGGCCGCCCUUCAGAAAGGUUGGCUGUUUUGACCCGUACAGCGAUGACCCGAGGCUCGGCGUGCAGAAGAUCCAUCUUUGUAAAUACAGUGGUUACCUGACUGUGGCUGGCACUGCGGGACAGAUCCUGAUGCUGGAGCUGAAUGACGAGGCAGCGGAGCAGACGGUGGAGGCUAAAGUUGUGGACCUGCUGCAGGGCCAGGAGGGCUUCCGCUGGAAGGGCCACACUCAGCUGGAUGUGCGGGAGGAGCCUGUUCUGUUUCCUCCAGGCUUCCAGCCCUUUGCUCUGGUGCAGUGUCAGCCCCCUGCUGUGGUCACCGCCCUCACCCUGCACUCGGAGUGGAAGCUGGUAGCUUUUGGAACCAGCCACGGCUUUGGUCUAUACGAUUACCAACAGAAGAACAACGUCCUCAUUAAGUGCACCCUGAAUCCCAGUGACCAGCUGGCCAUGGAGGGUCCUCUGUCCCGGGUGAAGAGCAUAAAGAAAUCCCUCCGACAGUCCUUCAGGAGAAUCAGACGCAGCAGAGUGUCGCUAAGGAAACAUCACGUCACCAACAACAACAAGCUCCAGGAGGCUAACGCCCGUCUGGAGGCUGAGCUGGCAGAGAUGGAGCUGGCUCCUGUCCAGAGGAAGAUCGAGGCCCGCUCCUCAGACGACUCGUUCACCGGCCUCGUACGGACCAUCUACUUCGCAGACACCUUCCUCUCAGACAGUUCACAUAACACUCCCUCCCUAUGGGCAGGGACCAAUGGUGGCUGCGUGUUUGCGUACAUGCUCCGCCUCCCUACUGUAGAGCACAGAGCAGAGGAGCCGGUCACUGCACAGCCGGCUAAGGAGAUCCAGCUGAUGCACCGGGCUCCUGUGGUUGGCAUCGUGGUGCUGGACGGUCACGGGGCCCCUCUCCCCGAGCCCCUCGAGGUGGCUCACGACCUCGCCCGCUCACCUGACAUGCAGGGCUCACACCACCUGAUGGUCAUCUCUGAGGAGCAGUUCAAGAUGUUCACGCUGCCAAAGGUGAGUGCUAAGAUGAAGCUGAAGCUGACGGCUGUGGACGGCUCCAGAGUGCGGCGGGUGGGCGUAUCCUGGUUCGGCAGCAGCCGCUCAGAGGACUACGGUGAGAGCGGCCUGGUGGUUCUGACCAAUCAGGGCGACGUCCACGUGGUGUCCCUGCCCAACGUGAAGAUGCAGGUCCAUUACCCCUGUGUCCGGAGGGAGGACGUCAGCGGCAUCGCUUCCUGUGUGUUCACCAAGCAUGGCCAGGGCUUCUACCUGAUCUCUCCAUCUGAGUUUGAGCGCUUCUCUGUGUCCACCCGCUGCGUGGUGGAACCCCGCUGCCUGGUGGAGGUUCCUCUUCAUUCCUCCACCCAACGCAGGCCUCAACCUGACGGAGCUUCAUCUGCUCAUAGAAACGCCAGACAGGACAGUGAGGAUGCAGAGAGUGCAGCUAAACGUGUAAUGGAGCAUGCUUUGCUGAAUGACGAGAAAGUACUUGAGGAGAUCCAGAAGUCACUAGAAGGAGACCAAACGUCGAUCCUGGAGAAUAAUGUGAAGAGUGCUGUAGCUUAAAGACGUCUCCAACAGCUGAGUGAACUGACUUGAUGUGUAUGAAGCAGACUGCAGUCCUCCUCGGCUGACACAACCACUACUGACCCCUGACCCCUGGCCCAGUGACUGACCGCCCCCCCAGCAGCUCCUCCACGGCCCCUGGUGGAGAGCUUUGGCAGUGGAGCUGACUCACGGUGCAGACAGGGUGGAGGAGGGGACACCGCCUGUGCCUAAAGACCCCGCUGUAACCCCGGUUCACAGCACGGUCACAACCCAAAGCCACAUGGAGCACAUUCCUGACAUGUGACCAACGCCACCAUCACAUCAAGAUCAACGCCACCACCUCCAGCCUGCCAUAGAUGUUGAAGCUUUGUGACUUUUUGACUUUGACCACAGCCACUUCCUCUAAAGCCUGUCACCAGCAGCCUUCUCUUCAGCCAAUCAGCUGCAGUCUCACCUGCCUUCAUCCACCCUCAGCACACACAGCUGGAAGGAGUGUGGGGGAGGAUCUGAAUAAUGCUGAUUCAUUUUACAGCUCAAGUUUUAUGUGAUUUGUGCCUGAUUUUAUACUGUGGAAGCCCAUUUAUCUGAGAAUACAGAUAAAGAUGAUACGUUAGGCAUGACAAUUAAUUAAAAAAACACUUUACAAGUCAAUAUUACGAGAUACUAUGAUAAAUUAUGACUUUGAGGAAUUGUUUUUGUCAAAAUAUUUUUAUAUGAAGUCAAAUCUGGAUGCUGUCAUAUUUUAGACUCAGUUCAACAAUGAGUUCAUUUUAAAAGUAAUAUCUUCAUGUUGAAGUAUUUGAUACAUUUUAAAUACUUAUUUUAGUAAAUCUCAUUCUUAUUUGUUGACUAAAUUUGACCUAAUAUCCUUUCAUUCUGAAUCAACUGUUGUUUUUGUAUGAAUCCAUACAUGUUAAACUCCCCCUUACACCCUCUUUUUGUUGUGGUAAAAAUGGGCUUCAAUGCUAAUCGGAGGGAAAUGUUUUGUCCCUGGAAAAAAGAAAAGUUUUUUGUACAUUGAGCCGCACUGCUGUUUUAUUUCAGUUUCUCAGUCAUGAAUGAGUCACAUCCUUACAGACUAAUGUCCCCUAAAUACUGCUGACAUAGCCCCCCCCGUCCACUCUGUCCUUUCUAACCGGCCGUAGGUACUUGUCCACAGUGCGGAGCCCACAGUGCUGUAGCUUUUUUGGGGGAACAGCUUUCUAUGGGGUUUGGUUUUUAAUUAUUUUUAUGUAAACAAUUUUUUAUGCCAGAAAUGAAUAAUGUAAUUUAGGAAUGUAAUUGUAAGCUAUGUUAGUGAAAUGUUUUAAUAUAUACAGUUUGUAUGUGACUCAGUCUGUACCUGUGGGCCUGUUGUAACUGGGGUUGGCUGCUAUUUAGAUCACAAGGAAAUAUUUUGGUACUGUGUCUCAGAAUGCUGGGUAUUUAGCAUCAGCCUAGAAUAUAUUUUUGUAGUGAACUGAUUAAGAACCCUAAUUUUUUUUUAUUUGUAACUUCACACUACAGGUUUCUUGUGGAUUAUUAUCAUUACAUGUUUUUCCCAAGAA
Messenger RNA from Gymnodraco acuticeps, 4902 nucleotides. RefSeq names its product LLGL scribble cell polarity complex component 2 (gene llgl2). Lineage: Eukaryota; Metazoa; Chordata; Actinopteri; Perciformes; Bathydraconidae. Gene Ontology annotation, biological process: regulation of protein secretion; regulation of establishment or maintenance of cell polarity; regulation of Notch signaling pathway. Bases 356 to 3373 code for a protein of 1005 amino acids. The record is from RefSeq and is a predicted model, not a curated record. The transcript has 27 exons. Gene Ontology annotation, molecular function: myosin II binding; GTPase activator activity. Gene Ontology annotation, cellular component: cytoplasm; plasma membrane; cortical actin cytoskeleton.